UCUGCGAUUGUUCCGUGUGUCAUCCCCCAAGGCCAAGGGGUAGCCUGUAAAUUUCUCUCCAUGUCCCAAAGCGCGGCCAGGCCAUUCCAUUUUAGUAACCCCACCACCGAUUGCUCCGUAUAAGAGAAGAAGAACCAACCACAACCAGAAACCCACUCACAAAGCCCAACAAUUCAUCCAAAAAUUCCUUCAAAAACCCCUUCAAUUCAAUUCCGUUACCCACUCACAGAAACACACAGUUUUCGGCCAUGUCUAAUCAAGAUCUGGAGCGAGGAGCGGCUAAGAAUCAAGCCAACACUAACCCAAAUCGGAACUAUUCAGCUUCUCCUUACUACAUAGAGACUUCUGAGAAGCAAUGGACGCCAUGGCUGAUUCCUAUGUUCGUCGUCGCCAAUGUCGCUAUGUUUAUUGUGGUCAUGUACGUCAAUAAUUGCCCUACCAACAACAAUCGGGGUUCUCGAGAUAAGUGUGUCGCCAAUUUCCUCGGCAGAUUUUCGUUUCAGCCUCUCAACGAGAAUCCCCUCUUCGGACCCUCUUCUUCUACGUUGGAGAAAUUGGGAGCUCUGAAGUGGGACAGGGUUGUUCAUCAGCAUCAAGGAUGGCGACUUCUCUCAUGUAUCUGGCUGCACGCUGGAAUCAUUCAUCUUCUUGCAAAUAUGUUGAGUUUGGUUCUGAUUGGGAUCCGCCUUGAGCAGCAGUUUGGAUUUGUGCGAAUUGGAAUAAUAUAUCUUGUGGCUGGAGUUGGUGGGAGUACGAUGUCUUCCCUGUUCAUCCGAAACAAUAUUUCUGUUGGAGCUUCUGGUGCCCUCUUUGGACUUCUUGGAGCUAUGCUAUCCGAGCUUUUGACGAACUGGACGAUUUACACAAAUAAGGCUGCUGCAUUCUUCACCCUCAUCGUUAUCGUAGCAAUUAACUUGGCAGUCGGAAUUCUACCUCACGUAGACAACUUCGCCCACAUCGGAGGAUUCUUAGCAGGAUUCCUUCUCGGGUUUGUGUUUCUUAUCCGACCCCAGUUUAAAUGGACAGAACGCCACCAUCUCCCACCCAGUGCUCGCCGCGUAUCUAAGUACAAAACUUACCAAUACAUUCUCUGGUUGGCUGCUGCAAUUCUACUAGUUGCUGGCUUUACUGUGGGGCUGGUGAUGCUGUUCAGAGGUGAGAAUGGUAACGAUCACUGCAGCUGGUGCCAUUACCUAAGUUGUGUGCCAACCUCAAAAUGGGACUGUGGGAAUUAGCCACUUUUGGUUUGUGUGUACAUAGUUACACUUCUAUACUUCAGUUUUUGGUCUCUCCGCAGGUUUUAGUUUCCUUUUUGCUCAUGUAUAUGAAAUAGUUUCCAAGGCUUAUGAGUUAUGAUAUAUUUUUCCCCCCUUCCCUCUUUCAUCUUGUUUACUGUAGAGAUAGACAAUCUGCUUCGGUUUAAUAAGAUUGAUUAUUUGUUGGUUCUUA
Momordica charantia (bitter melon) is the source of this 1449-nucleotide messenger RNA. Its product is annotated as RHOMBOID-like protein 2. Gene Ontology annotation, cellular component: membrane. Gene Ontology annotation, molecular function: serine-type endopeptidase activity. Lineage: Eukaryota; Viridiplantae; Streptophyta; Magnoliopsida; Cucurbitales; Cucurbitaceae. Gene Ontology annotation, biological process: proteolysis. The record is from RefSeq and is a predicted model, not a curated record.